AUGACCGGCAUAGGGGCUUCACCCAUCAAACCUUCUGGGAGAAUCAUUGACAUUCUACACGCAAACAGUCACUGCGAUGGGUGCGUCAUCUCCUUUGCAUAUACCAAUGUCGACUUCACGAAUCCUAUAGGAGACCUCGUCGCUUAUGGACGCGCGUCCUUUCGCCAGCUUCUUUAA
Messenger RNA from Coniophora puteana RWD-64-598 SS2, 177 nucleotides. RefSeq lists its product as uncharacterized. The coding region runs from base 1 to 177 and encodes 58 amino acids. The transcript has 2 exons. The record is from RefSeq and is a predicted model, not a curated record. NCBI's taxonomy places the organism in Eukaryota, Fungi, Basidiomycota, Agaricomycetes, Boletales, Coniophoraceae.